CCGCGGACAGAAUAUGCUCUCAUAGCAAAGGCUUGAAAGCCGAAGACAGUAGAAUAGAUGAAAAACUCUUUUCUAGAUCUUUAGCACGUAAAUGGAAGUCUUCUGAGAAUGAACAGAGCGGUCAUCAGUCGUUUACUAGUAAUCGGAGAUCAUUGUACGAGUCUUUAGUCAGUCAUCAAGCAGAGAAAAAACGCAUCUUUUGCGUAUUUGGGGGUUUGAGAUUGAAUCUUGUGCAUUAUAAACCCUAAUGCAGUGACUGUCUAUGGACAAGAGCUAAGCUCAGAAAAUUUCUGACGAUGUUCUGUGCAAAUAUAUCUUCAUUAGAAGUUCAAAUCGAAGUUAAUGAAAUGAAGGGCUUUGGACUUCCAUUUUAUUCCAUGCCGGCCGCAGUCGGCUGCUUUUGUGUGAUUUGGCAAAUUGUCUGAAAACCCUACGUUUAGUGUGGGUGAAAGAGGAGUUCAAAGUGGCGAGCCCGCGAGAUGAAUCAGAUCUGGAGAGGAAUCCGGAUUGGUUCCAUUUUUCAAACCCGCCUUUUCCUUCGUCCAUGGUUGAUCGUUGUAAUAAGGACAUGUUGGCCAUGAUUUCUGUUCUCUCGCGUGUUGUUGCUGGAGAUAUGGAAGACAAAGUAGAUCAUACUGUCAUUGGACACAAGAGAGAACGGGAUGAUCAUCACACGCCACAAAUCCAAAACCCUGUCUACGUCAAGGCUGAAAUUUCUGAUCCUCAUUUUUCUGCUGCAUUUCCUCAAGAAGCCAGUGAAACAAAGCGAAAGCAGCAGAUAUAUCCUGCAUACAAUGAAGAAUUAUUGAAGACUAAAGAGGAAGAGCCAUUUGUAAUUGCCAAAGCAGACCCCGGUGUGCAACAACAGCAAAGAAAGAGGCGUUAUAGAGGCGUCAGACAAAGACCGUGGGGCAAGUGGGCGGCCGAAAUUCGUGAUCCAAAAAAGGCGGCUCGAGUAUGGCUCGGCACGUUUCAGACUGCAGAAGACGCAGCAGAAGCUUAUGACGAAGCCGCUUUAAGAUUCAGAGGCACAAAAGCCAAACUAAAUUUCCCAGAAAGAGCCCACCUCGCCGACUGCAGCCGCAUUAAUCAAGUUAGUGCUAAAUCAAAUCAUCAAGGUACAGGCAGUGCGGGAGUUCCAGCCGCAAUCCCAAUAUCAACAAAUUCAGCAUUCACACCGCCACAAGAAAAGUCGGCGCUGUUAGAGUGCCGUAAUUUACUUGCACACGGCGCCGCUACUUCUGACUUUGCCCAACGCGCUUACUUUCCUCCAUGUUUUUAUGAUUUUCCAGAGCUUCAUCAGCAUACCCAGCUCGCCCAUAAUCCUGUGUUUGAUCUGCAACAGCAGAAUAACUGUCUUCCUAAUUACCCAAUUCAGUGUUAUGCUGCACUUCCAAUAUCACUUCAGCAACUGUCUCUACCGCCUUUCCAGUAUCAGCAAAAUCUGAUCCGCAGGCAGUUCAUAAACAGGCCAAUGUUUGGGCCCUCGCCAUUUGAUUCAGGCGACAGUUUACCAGUUUUCAAUAAUCUGCAACGCCAGCAAAUGCUUCUUCGACCAGAUUCCACUAUGGUGCAACAACCAUUGCAUUCUGUUCAUUCUCAAUCAGUUUUCGAUCACGCAUGUAGCAGCAUUGGCCCUCCUGAAUCUCGUUCUGAUUCCUGCAAUUCCUCAAUACUUCAUCCUCCACACUGCCCAGAUCCUUGACAAUACUUGUCAAAUCAUUAUGGCAGGAAAUCAUCUGAAUGAUUGGAAAAUGAACCAGUCAAAAAAAAAAAUCUUUUUUAAGCCUAGCUGCUCUUGGGCAUCUACGAUGCUCUUUUAGCACAGGUAACAUAAACUUGUUUUUAUUUCUUUGCAAUUCCAUGAUGCAUGCAAAUAUGUGGCAUAUCAGAAUUUAUAUCUUCUGAGAGCCGGAUGUUGUUUUGCUGUCACUGCACUUUUGUAAUUACUCAUGUCUUUCAUAAUAUCAUGCAGUCAAGGCCAAAUAGAUUCUUGAAAGUCAUUUGGUACCUUAUGAAAUAUUGACUUCUGUAAAAAUUUGUUUAAGAAUUUGUCUACAUACUUAUUCCACAAUAAAUUUGCAGGCCUAGAUAAAUUCAUAGAAUC
Messenger RNA from Cryptomeria japonica (Japanese cedar), 2107 nucleotides. RefSeq lists its product as uncharacterized. The transcript is spliced from 2 exons. The record is from RefSeq and is a predicted model, not a curated record. Gene Ontology annotation, molecular function: DNA-binding transcription factor activity; DNA binding. Gene Ontology annotation, biological process: regulation of DNA-templated transcription; ethylene-activated signaling pathway. Bases 545 to 1705 code for a protein of 386 amino acids. Lineage: Eukaryota; Viridiplantae; Streptophyta; Pinopsida; Cupressales; Cupressaceae.